AUGGCAUGGCUUAGAGUUGCUUCCAGCAUAACAAAGCAUGAUGCAAUUAGGAAAAAUCUCUAUGGAGGUAGAGCAUUGUAUUGUGUGAAAAGGACCACCACAGUUCUUCCAUCAACAUGUAGAAUUAGAAACUUCCACACCACAGUUUUCAAAUCCAAAGAGCAAACUGCACCGGUGCCUCGCCCCGUGCCCCUUUCUAAGUUAACAGACAACUUCUUGGAUGGGACAAGUAGUGUCUAUUUAGAGGAGCUUCAAAGGGCUUGGGAAGCUGAUCCAAACAGUGUUGAUGAGUCCUGGGACAAUUUCUUCAGGAACUUUGUGGGUCAGGCUUCCACCUCCCCUGGAAUUUCUGGACAAACAAUCCAGGAGAGUAUGCAAUUGCUGUUGCUGGUGAGAGCAUACCAGGUUAGUGGCCACAUGAAAGCCAAGCUAGAUCCUUUGGGUCUGGAAGAACGAAAAGUCCCUGAUGAGUUAGACCUUGCCUUUUAUGGCUUCACCGAGGCUGAUCUUGACAGGGAGUUCUUUUUGGGGGUGUGGAAGAUGUCCGGGUUUUUGUCUGAGAAUCGUCCUGUGCAGACUCUUAGGUCCAUUUUGACACGGCUUGAGCAAGCCUACUGUGGAAGCAUUGGAUAUGAGUACAUGCACAUACCGGAUCGUGAGAAAUGUAAUUGGCUACGGGACAGAAUUGAGACCCUGACGCGUACAGAGUAUAAUCGGGAGCGUCGUGAGGUUAUAUUUGAUAGGCUUGCCUGGAGUACACUUUUUGAGAAUUUCUUGGCCACCAAGUGGACAUCUGCAAAGAGAUUUGGGCUUGAAGGGGGAGAGAGUAUCAUUCCUGGUAUGAAAGAGAUGUUUGAUCGGGCGUCUGAUCUUGGGGUUGAGAGCAUAGUUAUGGGAAUGGCACAUAGGGGAAGAUUGAAUGUUUUGGGUAAUGUAGUUCGGAAGCCACUUCGUCAGAUUUUCUGUGAGUUUAGUGGUGGUGAACCUGCGGAUGAAGUUGGACUCUACACUGGAACUGGUGAUGUUAAAUAUCACUUGGGAACAUCUUAUGAUCGCCCGACCAGGGGUGGAAGGAGGAUACAUCUGUCUUUGUUGGCAAAUCCUAGUCACUUGGAAGCAGUCAAUCCACUUAUUGUUGGAAAAACUCGAGCAAAGCAGUAUUACUCUAAUGAUGCGGGCAGAGUGAGAAACAUGGGGGUUUUGAUUCAUGGAGAUGGUAGUUUUGCUGGACAAGGUGUGGUCUAUGAAACCCUUCAUCUUAGUGCUCUUCCAAAUUACACUACUGGAGGGUCUAUACACAUUGUGUUCAACAACCAAGUUGCAUUUACAACUGAUCCCAAGUCAGGAAGAUCCUCACAAUACUGCACUGAUGUCGCCAAAGCCUUAAAUGCUCCCAUAUUUCAUGUGAAUGGUGAUGAUGUGGAAGCGGUCGUUCAUGUCUGUGAACUAGCAGCUGAAUGGCGCCAAACUUUCCAUUCGGAUGUGGUCGUCGACUUGGUUUGUUACCGUCGAUUUGGCCACAAUGAGAUUGAUGAACCAUCUUUCACACAGCCUAAAAUGUAUAAGGUCAUCCGAAACCAUCCAUCAGCUCUUGAGAUCUACCAGAAAAAACUUUUGGAAUCUGGGGAGCUGACACAAGAAGAAAUUGAUAAGAUACAUAAAAAGGUCACGUCAAUUCUAAAUGAUGAAUUUUUGGCUAGCAAAGAUUAUGUUCCAAAAAGGAGAGAUUGGCUUUCAGCAUAUUGGUCUGGUUUCAAGUCACCUGAACAAAUUUCACGCAUCCGGAACACUGGUGUGAAACCAGAGAUCUUGAAAAAUGUAGGGAAAGCAAUCACAAUAUUACCUGAAAAUUUUACUCCUCAUAAAGCAGUGAAGAGAAUUUAUGAACAGCGUUCCCAAAUGGUUGAAACAGGGGAAGAUAUUGACUGGGGAUUUGCAGAGGCUCUUGCUUUUUCAACAUUGAUUGUUGAAGGAAACCAUGUUCGGUUAAGUGGUCAGGAUGUUGAAAGGGGAACAUUUAGUCAUCGGCAUGCUGUAGUUCAUGAUCAGACAACUGCAGAGCGAUAUUGCCCCCUUGACCAUGUCAUAAUGAAUCAAAAUGAAGAGAUGUUUACUAUUAGUAAUAGCUCACUUUCUGAGUUUGGUGUUCUUGGAUUUGAAUUGGGUUACUCGAUGGAAAAUCCUAAUUCAUUGGUGAUCUGGGAGGCUCAAUUUGGUGAUUUUGCUAACGGGGCUCAAGUUAUAUUUGACAAUUUCUUGAGUUCUGGUGAGUCUAAAUGGCUCCGUCAGACUGGGCUUGUUGUGUUACUUCCUCAUGGUUAUGAUGGCCAGGGACCUGAGCAUUCAAGUGGAAGACUGGAACGCUUUCUUCAGAUGGCUGAUGACCAUCCUUAUACUAUUCCUGAGAUGGAUCCUACUCUUCGGAAACAAAUUCAGGAGUGUAAUUGGCAGAUUGUGAAUGUUACAACUCCUGCAAAUUUUACUCUUCGGAAACAAAUUCAGGAGUGUAAUUGGCAGAUUGUGAAUGUUACAACUCCUGCAAAUUUUUUCCAUGUUUUACGGCGGCAGAUACAUAGAGACUUCCGUAAACCUCUUAUUGUAAUGUCCCCUAAGAACCUGCUUCGUAGUAAGGUUUGCAGAUCAAAUUUAUCUGAGUUUGAUGAUGUUCAAGGACACCCUGGUUUUGACAAACAGGGAACCAGAUUUAAGCGCCUCAUAAAAGACCAAAAUAAUCACUCAGAUGUUGAAGGGGGUAUCAGACGUUUAGUACUUUGCUCUGGAAAGGUUUACUAUGAACUUGAUGAACAACGAACAAAGGAAGAUGCAAAGGAUGUUGCAUUAUGUAGGGUGGAACAGCUUUGUCCUUUCCCUUAUGAUCUUGUUCAACGAGAGCUUAAACGAUAUCCAAAUGCGGAGGUUGUUUGGUGUCAGGAAGAGCCAAUGAACAUGGGUGGAUACACCUAUAUUUUACCCAGGCUCAUAACUUCAAUGAAGGCUGUAGGUCGGGGAGGUUAUGAAGACGUUAAAUAUGUUGGUCGUGCUCCUUCUGCAGCCACAGCUACAGGUUUCCUCAAGGUUCACCUUAAGGAGCAGGCUGAGCUAGUUCAGAAAGCCAUUCAACGGGAACCAAUCAAUUUCCCAUACUGA
Sphenostylis stenocarpa is the source of this 3147-nucleotide messenger RNA. Lineage: Eukaryota; Viridiplantae; Streptophyta; Magnoliopsida; Fabales; Fabaceae. The record is from the annotation of a GenBank genome assembly.